Molecule: messenger RNA, 1082 nt
Organism: Daldinia caldariorum
Lineage: Eukaryota; Fungi; Ascomycota; Sordariomycetes; Xylariales; Hypoxylaceae
Exons: 4
Coding region: 347-586 (79 amino acids)
Source: RefSeq, a predicted model, not a curated record
GGAAGUACUUCGGAUCGUGUCCUUAGGUAACCUGCCUUGCCCCUUUUUCGUACCCUAAUGCUAAGAGGCGUCGUCCUAGCAAAGGCGCAUAUUGUAGGCAAACUGAAAGGCGGAAUGAGUGGCUAGCUGUUGCCCUGCAUCUUAACUCCCCACGCGAAUUAUUUCAAUCAUGUUAUGGUCCGCAGACAAUGUGUAGAUAUCGCGAGACUAAGCUAAACCAACAAAUUCAACCUUAAGCUAAGUAAACCAUUACCUGGGAACUACCCAAGGGAACCAAGGGGCUACUCCCGUUGCUUCGCUUCGUCUUCACGGAAACUGACUACGACUCAGUGUGAAACUGGUAUCAAUGAUAUAUCGUCAACCCCAGGAGAAUCCAACAAUGACACGCGCUUCACGAACACAAUCAGGGUGGCCUACAGAGAGGGAGCACGGACCCAAAAUUUUAUCCAUAUCCGCAUCAAGGGUCACGUCGAACCAACUGAAGCAAUACCUUGACGAGAAAUAUCCCGGCCAAUACUCAGUACAGUUAAAACGGGAUCAGUUCACCAUCACCUUGACAAGGAAUGGAAAAGAACAACAGCUGUGAGCUUACCACGGCGAUGAGAAUGGAUACCCGGGGCCAAGGUUGGGGUCAUAAUAACGACAGGAUAUCAUGCUGGACUUUGGCGUCAGUUGUACGUUAGUAUACGUGGCAGUCUUUUGUUAUAGGUCGAUGCCAUCGAACUUUGGGGCACGGGACAUACUUGGGCUACCCAACUUGUUCGGGCUUUCCGGAUAACUAGUCGGAGAAUUCAAGUUCAUGGAGGUGGCACUGAUUUAAAUUGAUGGGAUCGCAUAAUAGGUAUUGUACGAUAGGUAAUAUCAGAAUGAAGUUAAAGGUGCUACUAUGUACCUAGGUAGGUAUAUCUCUGUACGAGCAUAAGGAGAACUAUACUGGUAUUUAUGAACCACUAAGUUGAACGGCGAGAAGAAGAAAAACAACAACCGAUGGCAUCAACCUAUUGGUUGACUAUUUCCAAGGUGCUUAAUACAUUAGGUAGUUGCUUAAUAUUAUGAAGAGCGAACAUAAUUUCAUCAAUACC